GGCGGACACGGGCCUUGCAGCCAGGGCAGUCGUACACCGACCGUACAGAGGGUCGUACACGGGCUAUGCACUAGAGCAGCCAUGCACCAGUAGAGUUGCACCUCACUGAGCAGUUGGACGAGGCCGUCCGACGAGACGCCGUCACCAUGGCCGUCAUCCAGUGAACCCACAUGGACAGUCACCUGCGAGUCACCCACACGAGCAUUCCGACCAUAAUCAUUGUACCGUCCGGCGCUACACAAUAAAUCCAUCCAUAGUGUUGUCCAGAACUCACGUGAUCUUCCGAGGAAUGACGCCUUAUUUGAAGGGCACUCUCAAGCGAAAAUCCUCAGUAUGGACCGCAGCGCGAUACUAAGGGAGGGGCAGAGCAAUUAACUGCUUUCGGCUCUUUAUAAAAUCAGAGGCCAGCCAACAUUUCGCGAAUGAAACGCGCUAACUGACCAUCAUGCAGCCGUUCUUCAGACUUGUCCUAUUUGCCUAUGCGCUUGUAAUUCACUAUGCAGCCGGCCAAGACGACUGGAGGAGCGGACAGGACGGCAGCGUGCCUUGCAACGCGUUCGUCGGCACUUUGGACAAAGGCAAGCCGGUGUACGUGGCGAGGGCCGCGCUGAACGGCGGCCUCCUUCCCGGCAAACUCGUGUCCCGCCUCGGACAGGCGUACAUCCCGUUCAACGACAAAGAGUACAAAGUGAGCAGCUACGACGUGCUGUGCAACUCGCGCUCCUACAGUUGGGAGUUCUUCAGCAUCAGCGUGCAGCGAAGCCCGGUCCCCUUUCCGGCCUCCUUGUUCUUCAACUCGGAUCCGCCGCCCGUACGGGUGCCGUCCAACGCGGUCGUCGGCGGAUACUCGGCCGUACACAAGGACAAUCUGUACAUCUGCAAAGUCGGAUCGAGCAUUGGAAAGGUGCACCUUCGCCACAAGGCGUGUUUCUACCCAUACGGUGGAAAAGAGGGCAACUCUAAGAUUUUCGACUUGCUAGUGAGGGAUUAAUAAUGCGACCUUUAUUUUUCAAAUGAUCAACUUUAUCGGGUUAUUAUUUUAAGAUAUCUUAAUCAACGUUGAUGUGGAAAAUGUAAUAUGUAACUAACAAAUUCAUUUUUCAAUAAAGAUUCACGAUUUUGCA
Molecule: messenger RNA, 1124 nt
Organism: Neocloeon triangulifer
Lineage: Eukaryota; Metazoa; Arthropoda; Insecta; Ephemeroptera; Baetidae
Exons: 5
Coding region: 446-991 (181 amino acids)
Source: RefSeq, a predicted model, not a curated record